Neltuma alba is the source of this 1310-nucleotide messenger RNA. Its product is annotated as plant intracellular Ras-group-related LRR protein 6-like. Gene Ontology annotation, cellular component: cytoplasm. Gene Ontology annotation, molecular function: protein binding. The coding region runs from base 1 to 1035 and encodes 344 amino acids. The record is from RefSeq and is a predicted model, not a curated record. Lineage: Eukaryota; Viridiplantae; Streptophyta; Magnoliopsida; Fabales; Fabaceae. The transcript has 3 exons.
AUGGCGGGGAUGGAUCUGAUGAAGAAGACGAAGAAGAACAGGAAAUCAAACAGAGGGACCACGGCGGCGGCACUGCAACAACAAGAAAAGCUUGAGAUUGUCGAUCUCAGUGGCUUGUCCUUAGACUCUCUGCCUAAUCCUUCUCUUAAUCUAGCCACCAUCACCAACUUGCACCUCUCCAACAACAAUCUCCAGAGCAUACCGGAGUCGUUAACGGCGAGAUUACUGAACGUGGCGGUGUUGGACGUUUACUCGAAUCAACUCACCUCGCUUCCUAACUCUAUCGGCUGCCUCUCUAAGCUUAAGGUCUUGGACGUCUCCGGCAACCUCCUCGAUUCCUUACCUAAGACCAUUGAGAAUUGCAGAGCAUUAGAAGAACUGAAUGCCAACUUCAACAAGCUUACCAAGCUUCCGGAAACCAUAGGGUUUGAGCUCAUCAACCUCAAGAAGCUAUCAGUGAACUCCAACAAGCUUGUGUUCCUUCCUCACUCCACCUCUCACCUCACCGAACUCAGUGUUCUCGACGUUCGCCUCAACUGCCUCCGGUCGCUGCCGGAGGACCUUGAGAAUCUCAUCAACCUCAAAAUCUUAAAUGUGAGCCAAAACUUCCAAUACCUAGAAACCCUACCUUACUCAGUAGGGCUCCUCUUGUCCCUCGUAGAACUUGACGUCAGCUACAACAGAAUAAAAUCCUUGCCGGAAUCCAUCGGCUGCCUCAAGAAGUUAGAGAAGCUAAGCGUCGAAGGGAACCCACUGACGUCGCCGCCGAAGGAGGUGGUGGAGCAGGGGGUUGAUAAAGUGAAGGAAUAUAUGUGUCACAGGUUGAACUCAGCGCAUGAAAGUCCAAAGAAGAGAUCUUGGGUUGGUAAGUUAGUUAGAUGUGGAACCAUAAACGGACGAUGGACGAGGAAUGGACCUACAAACAAUUAUGCUCUUGGACCUCAGUAUCGUACAAUGGAGGGUCUUGGAUCACCAAGUUUAAUGGCCAUGUUCUCUCCAAAGCGUCUCUUUUCGUCACCUCGUCGUUCUGUGUAAAUUCACAGGCAAUAAUAUUGUGAAUCCCUAGCUUGUGUAGAUUUUGCAGUAGACUUUUUUUUGCAGGUUGAUAAGUUAGGUCUGGUUUUACGUUAGAGUCUUGGCGAGAAUGAUGAUGAGGGUUCUGUAAAAUACUAUAUAAGCCUCUCUAGUUCUUGCUUUUCUUCUUGGUGUUUUUUCAAAGUUCCCGUAGGACUGCGUCAACAACAUAACUACUUACAUGUGUGUGUAUUUGUGUGCGCGUGUAUGGUCCUGUAUAUUUUUCAUGGAUUGAU